Messenger RNA from Sparassis crispa, 402 nucleotides. RefSeq lists its product as hypothetical. The coding region runs from base 1 to 402 and encodes 133 amino acids. The record is from RefSeq and is a predicted model, not a curated record. Lineage: Eukaryota; Fungi; Basidiomycota; Agaricomycetes; Polyporales; Sparassidaceae. The transcript has a single exon.
AUGGCCGUCGUUACAUGCAGCGCCGCCACAGCUAGCUUCGAUGUGAGCGAUGAAGACCUCACCAAGUUCCAAGAACACACAGGUAUUAGCAAGCAAGUCUACAAGCGCGUCAUUGCCGCGCUCCAAGCCUAUGCAGAAAAGCAUGGCCCGAUGCCGCUGAUGGCAUACACCGACCACGAGGUCGAGAUCAACGACUUUACCAACAAGUUCUCGCAGUCCGCAGGCACUAAAUUGGGCAGCAUCGAGCUGGUGCUGAUCGUUGCCAACGGUCUGUGGGCCAUCGAGCGCGGCGACCAGGAACAAGCCGUGUCCGCGGGCCUCGGCAUGAACGUCCCGGUCGCGAUUGGCACCGAGGGCACCACUGAAAAGUGCAAGAAGCACAACUUUGAGCUCCGCAACUGA